This is a messenger RNA of Durusdinium trenchii, 1215 nucleotides long. The record is from the annotation of a GenBank genome assembly. Lineage: Eukaryota; Dinophyceae; Suessiales; Symbiodiniaceae.
AUGACAAAGCCACAAGAUGGCAAAGAGACUUUACCAGUGUCCAACAACAACUUGGCCGACGUGCUGGGAGUCUUGCGUUAUGUUCACCAAGAGGUCAUUGUGGAACAUGUGGCAGGGAAUCCUGAGCGUGAGACAAGGAAGUAUGACAUCGAUGCCUUUGCCCACUAUCGGAUGAAGAUCCGAAAUCCAGACACCAUCCUCAAGGAUCCCAGCAAGAUGGCGAUUCCUGGCUUUGGAGGCUUCGGGGCAUUUGACUUUGGUGUGGCGACCUCGUUGGACCUCCUUGAACAACUUGUGUCGAGUGGUGACUUUGUCGGCAUCAGCAAGCAGGACUCACCACAGAUCAACUUCACACAUCCAUGGUACUGGUUUUCUGUUGAUGGGGACUGCCCAAAUUUGCCCUGGACAUGCGUCAAGCCCUACCCAGGCUGCCAAGAAAAGGCCCCGCCAACUAUGCCUCAGCCUUGUGAUCCAGACGGCUGCGCUGGCAAGAAGGAUCAGGAUGCUCGGAGCUGCACGGACAAGCCUCAAUUCACAGAUCCAACUGACACCGAAACGGCACGGAAAUGCUGCCUUCACUACAGUCAGCACCCUGACCAGGUGAUCAUUGGCGGCCUCUGCAACUCCUCGGUGAAGGAGCCCACCGGAGAGAUUGGGUGCGUCUAUCAGUACGAGGCCUUGACGUCCAAAGACUUCCUGCCGCUGGAUGAUCUCAAUGGCAUUAAUUCCAUGCCAUGCGGAGCUGAUGGAAAGAGGAAGUGCAGUGGCUGGAAAGAUUGGCGUGAUCAUUGUUAUGACCCCGAAGGGAAAUACAAGAAAAGGUUUCACUGCGAAGACUGCCAUGACUCGGGCGGGUGGAAUGUCACUACUCAGGUGACGGGCUAUUGUGUUGAGUAUGACUUGCAUCCAUAUUGCCAAGAGACACAGAACCUUUGCGAGGAUCCAAGAUGCAUGGCCUUGAAGCCUGAGGAGAAGGAGUAUGGCCUGCCCUUUUGGUCUGGCAAGUGCACUGUUUCUGGUAACCAGCUGCGGGCUGAAGCUGUGGCGAGCUACUUUUUGGGUGACCCGGUACGGAACUCGCACUGGUUAGUGGAUCCGGCCCGGCACUUGGUUGAGACAGGGCUGGGAAGCUGCGAAGUGAAUGGCACCGAUGGAUCUGAUGCAGAGCUCACUGCUCGAGGCUUCAUGCAGGUGAUGAACAAAUGCACCUGGUAG